Fusarium verticillioides 7600 is the source of this 2235-nucleotide messenger RNA. RefSeq lists its product as hypothetical. Lineage: Eukaryota; Fungi; Ascomycota; Sordariomycetes; Hypocreales; Nectriaceae. The transcript has a single exon. The record is from RefSeq and is a predicted model, not a curated record. Bases 1122 to 1781 code for a protein of 219 amino acids.
GUCUGAUAAUCACAACACCAAGUCAAAAGUCGCGAUACUAAGACUUGACCGAUCAGACCAACUCUUGAAUGUAGUUAGGACAGUAGGUUUCAUGGAGGCGAGGCUGCUGAUCUGUUAUGCACAAGACCUAAAGCAAUAUACGACGACACCAUCGCAAGACUAUUCAAGUUACCAGAUUUCACCAUACAACCUCUUUACAGAGGACCAGAGACCAGAGAACAGAGAAGGCCGGGAAACCACUAGCUGAUCCCUGUCGCGAGUCAGAUAUAGCUCUUCCCCGCUCACCUAGAGGCGGGAGAGACGCGAUGCAUGCUAGCAGCCCUCUUUGUGUUAAUGAGGGUGUGAUCACGGUCGCAUCGAGAGAGGCUGAUGUGCGACCCCUUGAAAGCGCCUGUCGAAGCAGAGGAACACGGGGGACAAGAGGUGACUCUGUCUGUAGUGGUAGUGGUUUGAUUAGAAGCAGGUCAGAGUGGGAUGAUGACAUCGUCUUAUCUCCACCAGUUCAUCACCAACAUCACAUCUACCCAUUAUAAUUUACAGAGUCACUGAGUGUAGAAGAGAAGUAAAUACGGAUAGACGACACAUGCAAUGCAGCAUUCAUGAUUCAUCGCCACUGAAAGGACCCCUAUUGCAGAGCGAUCAUCCCCCUCCUCAAACAGCAUCGCUUCAUCAUUCACUCAUUCUUCUCUCACCGACUGUCGGAGCUAAAGUUCCCAAGGCUGCGUCGCAUCGAGAUCGUGAUGGAGGGGAGCGAAUUUGGGGGUCAUCACCCUCUCUCUGCCUGUGCCUCUAAAACAAACGCCACUUUAUCUGUGGGGAAACGCGUGAGCUUUGAAUGGAGUUUUUUUUGGUGCUAGGCAUGGGUGUUACAAGACCUUGGAAGAUAAUUAAUAUCUCUUGUGUAGGUCUUGUGUGUGUGUGUCAUUAUGGUAUUCUUAUUACUAGCAACUCUCCCGUUUCUCCUUGGUCUUCCUGCUUUUUACUUUUUCAUCGUCUGUUUAAUUCAAGUCCGUGAUAAUCUUGAGCUCGUUGAUCCAAAUCCUCCUCCUCCUCCUCCUCCAACGUCACCUAAUAAUAAUAUCUACUGUGACGAGACGGCUUGAAACUAAAUCGUCAAGGCAAUGCCGCCACAUUCACAUUCUCCUCUACUUCCCAUCUCCACGCCCACAGCCAUCGCAUCGCCUUAUGGGCAACAACCUCCUCCAGCUCCCACGGCAGCGAACCAUGUCCAGCGCUUCGCCAUCACGGCUUUCUCUCUCGCCCGUUUCGCCCGCGGUGUCUCGCUCAUAGCAUACCCGCGCUUUGGCCUCUGGGCCCUCGACAUCGCACCCGAUGGUUCAGCGUAUAUGCUCGCCAGUCUGAUCGGCAUCCGCGAUAUUCUCCUCGCGGGACUUUUGUACACGAGCGAUACUACAAAUGCUGCGACCGACUCUGCUGCUCGUCGCGAAGUGACCCGUGCGCUUGCGACGAAUCUGUUCAGCGAUGCGCUCGAUGCGUUUGUGCUAAUCUUCUACGCUGCGUGGUCUGACGAUUGGGGGAAUCCGAUUGCGGUUAUUGUCAUCUCUGCUGUCAUGGCGAUCUUUGAGCAUUUGACGCUGUGGAGCUUGAGUGAGGAUGAUUGGGCUGCGCAUGAGUAUGGGAGUCUGGGCGAUGAUAAGAAGGCGAGGAUGAAUGCUUGGCUCCGAGAGUUGGAGCGAUAUGGUCCUGAGGAGUAUCGACCUGAACAGUCCGUUGGGCCGUCUUCGCGAGCAUCGUUCAGACAGUACGGGGCUAUUGUUUAGUUGCUGAUGAGCUAUGGGUUUGAUGAAAAGUUACGUCUGUUGUGUUUCUUUGUUCUGCAUGGCGUUCGUGGUAUGCUUCCAUCUGGGGUCAUUUCGAAGAUGGUUGAUCGUUUGGAGUUGGGAGGGCAUGUUGCACGAUGAUGGAUCAUGGCGAUGUUUUUAUGCGAUGCAUCUGGUUAUGCAGUUUAUACCUUCAAUACCAUUGCUUUUGAGUUUGACAUUUGCUAUAAGCGUUAGGGGCGAUGUGGUGUACCUGGUCUGUGUUUUCGUAUGCUCUAUAUAGACUCAUCGUAUUGAGCUUCAAUAUAAACGAGGACAGGACUCUUACUAUAGUUGUCAAGCUUGUCAGUCUCACUAUUCCCGAAAUCUUUGUCCUCUUUCUAGAGCUCGGCAGAUAAGAAAUGGCGCUACAAUCCAUAAAUCUCAUAGGAACAAUCCCAUGGCAUAAACUCAA